Molecule: messenger RNA, 2189 nt
Organism: Dama dama (fallow deer)
Lineage: Eukaryota; Metazoa; Chordata; Mammalia; Artiodactyla; Cervidae
Gene: FDPS
Product: farnesyl diphosphate synthase
Exons: 10
Coding region: 850-2127 (425 amino acids)
Biological process (GO): trans, trans-farnesyl diphosphate biosynthetic process
Cellular component (GO): cytoplasm
Molecular function (GO): dimethylallyltranstransferase activity; (2E,6E)-farnesyl diphosphate synthase activity
Source: RefSeq, a predicted model, not a curated record
GAGGUCGAGGGCUGGGGCCGGAGGCAGGGGUACAAACUCGGUCUUACCUCUGUAGCGCAACUUUAAGGCACAGGAGGUCAAGUCUGUUGUGUCGGUGUUCCCCCGUUUGGGGAGUUGGUGGGACCGACUGGCUGACACCGUGGAUGUGCAGAAACUCCCGAACUCUGCCAUGUGCUGUCCUGGAAUCCCAGUAUAACUGCACCCUGCUUUGCUCUUCCGCUGCGAACCCUACCCACCCACCCAGUUUUGCUCCGAGGCUGUCAGCAGUCCUGGCUCUGUGAGGGUCCAGUCCCAGAACCCCAGACUACAUGUCCAUAGUACCCAGGGGUUCUGCUUUCACAUCUCAAAGCCGGCGCUCCCCUCUCCCUGCCUACCGAGGGAGACCUGGGUUCUAGAUUUGGCGCUGCCACUCCCCGGGUAUCCUCCUACCUCCUAGAGCCUCAGUUUGGCCUCUAUAAAAGAAGGUGAUUUAAAGAUCCUCCCAGCCCCCGGUCCUGAGGUCCUUUACUCUGGAUUCUUGUCUGUGCUCCAGAAUUUGGAGGAAGAAAGCAAGAGUGUAGCAAUUCCAGAGGCUCCCUGGUGGAGGCUUGACGGUUCCUCAACCGGGUAAUGUUAGGUGGCUUUGAGUCCUAGCCUUCUUAUUUUAAGUGUGAUCAGCUGAGUCUCGGUUACCCAGCCAUACUUUUUAUUCCCUGUGUUUCUUUCUGUAAAUGCCUUCCUGCUUAGCCCAGAAGAGAGUGGGGCAUUCUGGGUACAGAGGUGAAAGGUUGGAGGGUGACUUGGGGAGCUGACAGCGUGCAUCUGCCUCUGGUGCUUGCCCCUGCAGGGAGUGCUCAAUGCCCCCUCCCUAUGCCACCCCCCAUGCUGCCCCUGUCCCGCUGGCUGAGAUCUGUGGGGGUCUUCUUGCUGCCAGCCCCCUGCUGGGUGCCCCAGGACAGGUUGCUGGGUCCCCUGCGGCGACCCACCCUGGGGCACAGGUGCCCAGUCCUGGGGGCCUGGCACAGUGCCCGCUGCUGGUGGCAAGCGCGGACAGAGGAGCCUCGAGCAUUUUACUCCUCCCUCAGAAUGAAUGGAGACCAGAAAUUGGAUGCUUACACCCAAGAAAGGCAGAAUUUCAUCCAGCACUUCUCCCAGAUUGUCAAGGUGCUGACUGAGGAGGACAUUGGGCACCCAGAGACAGGCGAUGCCAUUACCCGACUCAAGGAGGUCCUGGAGUACAAUGCCAUUGGAGGCAAGUACAAUCGGGGUUUGACGGUGGUGGUAACAUUCCGGGAGCUUGUGGAGCCCAGGAAACAAGAUGCUGACAGUCUCCAGCGGGCCCUGACGGUGGGCUGGUGUGUGGAACUGCUCCAAGCCUUCUUCCUGGUGUCAGAUGACAUUAUGGACUCAUCCCUCACCCGACGGGGGCAGACCUGCUGGUAUCAGAAGCCAGGCAUAGGUUUGGAUGCCAUCAAUGAUGCUUUCCUUCUGGAAUCAUCCAUCUACCGCCUGUUGAAGCUGUACUGUCGGGAGCAGCCCUAUUACCUGGACCUAAUCGAGCUCUUCCUGCAGAGUUCUUAUCAAACUGAGAUCGGGCAGACCUUGGACCUCAUCACAGCCCCCCAGCACAACGUGGAUCUUGGCAGAUUCACAGAAAAGAGGUAUAAGUCUAUUGUCAAGUACAAGACAGCUUUCUACUCCUUUUACCUUCCUGUAGCUGCUGCCAUGUAUAUGGCGGGCAUUAAUGGGGAGAAGGAGCAUGCCAAUGCCAAGAAGAUCCUGCUGGAGAUGGGAGAGUUCUUUCAGAUUCAGGAUGAUUACCUUGAUCUCUUUGGGGACCCCAGCGUGACGGGUAAGAUCGGCACGGACAUCCAGGACAACAAGUGCAGCUGGCUGGUGGUUCAGUGUUUGCAGCGGGCCUCUCCAGAGCAGCGCCAAAUCCUGCAGGAGAACUAUGGGCAGAAGGAGGCUGAGAAGGUGGCCCGGGUGAAGGCGCUCUACGAGGAGAUGAAUCUGUCGGCUGUGUACAUGCAAUACGAGGAAGACAGUUACAGCCACAUUAUGGGUCUCAUCGAGCAGUAUGCUGCGCCCCUGCCCCCAGCCAUUUUCCUGGGGUUAGCACAAAAGAUCUACAAGCGGAAAAAGUGACCUAGAGUCUGUGAAGGUGGGGAAGGGAGGCUUCUCAAUAAAUUAACGUCUAACCUGUGGUU